GUUGUCGAAGCUGGACGCCUUUCGCAGGAGCAGCAGCAGCAGCCAAGAACAUCCACAGAACAGCGCUUGCAAGAAGAAGGAUCUCUGUGUUUGGCGCAAAAGCAAUCAAGGUGAAGAGAUUGGCAAAGAAGAUCGCUCCUGGGACCUCCUCCUCACAUGGUGUUAGUAGUGCAAUGGUGUACGAUCGCAACAGCUAGUUCAAGCUCUGUGCCGAGGAGUGUGCGUUCAGUAGUUCAGUGUAAUCCGCGUGCGCGCUACAACCGAGACAGAACUCCGACUCUGUGCUCCGAUGUUUAAGUGAAAAAUUGUCGAACCGAAACGGCGCGGUAAAUGCAAGGAAAAAAAACCAGCGGCAAAAAACAGCCACACAAAACUGAGAGAAACAGGAACAUAACACAACGUCGUCGGUGGUGACCGUUGUUGCGUGGGGAACGACGGAGCACAAAAGAAGUUUCGAGUUCUGCUGGCCAAGUCCGCGGGACUCUCUCGCGUUGAAGAGCCGAACACCGGUGUGUGUUUGUGUGGAGAGGCAACGAUUAUCUUGGACUCGGUUCACUAACUUUUUAUCAUCCGGACCCUGAAGAGUGUGCGGGGAGCGACUACUGGAGAAGAAACUAAAAGUGCAAGAAAACUCACACACAAGAACUCUGUUGCAUACCAAAGAUCUAGUAAACACGUCUCGAAGAGAACCAGCUGAAGCUGUGGUGUAACCAACCCGUACUAGGAACGGUGGACAUUAGGCUAGGAACGUACCAUAAGGCAUUUCUAUUUAUUUCAAGAACUACACUGUGUGAUUUCAACCGAAUGCUGAUAAAUCAUUUAAUCCGUACUAAAUAAGCUUAGAAGUAAUUUCAACCGCACAUGCAACAUAACGCACAGCAAUCCGUCCAAAAAUUUAAACGAAAAAUUAGCAACAGGCAUUUCAUUAGCUGUAUUCAGUGCACAUAAACACACACACACUUUAAAAGGCAAACAAUUUUAAAACACCCCAAAACGAUAAUACAAAAAAAAAACACGCAUUUCAUCGCUCUUAAGCAGAAACAAUUACCGCGCCUCAAUUCCGAUAUAAUCGAAAGCCAAUUUUCCUAUUUUGGGAAAUUAAGCGAGUGAGAAGUGCUGGUGGAAGAAACCAAACCCCGAUGCAAGAAGGAACCCUCCCAUUAUCAAUUACUGUGAAGAAAUUAAGCGUUUCACGCACUAGCUGCAAACCCGAGGAGCAAUCGAGAUACGCUUUAUGAAAGAUUUUUCUUGUAAUACUAUCCAGUACCCACUUAAUCUAAGACUGAGCAACAGAGAUCUGCAAACACAAUCUACAUCAAGAUUAUUCUUUCGAACCGAUACCGUCCAGCAACAAAAAAAAGAUAUUCAACUCUAAUCUUAAGGACCCCCUUCGUAACGAUACUCCUCCAUCGAGCAAUAUAUACGCAUUAAGGAUAGAGUUAAGCGCACCGCAAUCGUAAACUGCAAUUAUCUUCACGAAGCAAGCUUCAGGCUGUCAACUCAACCAAAUAUUUAGAGUACUACGCACCUAGCAUCUAAGAGCAACUAUUUAUAACAAGCCGCGUCCAAAAUGUUACCAAGCAAUCAGCAACAUCAGCAGACGGCGGAGCAGCAGCAGCAGCAGCAGCAACAUCUGCUCAACACGGUGGGCAUGAGCAGCCCGUACACCGCGACAUCGACCAGCUACAGCAUGAGCUACCCGGUCAUCAGCGGGCACCAUCUCAACGAAAACAACAACCUGGUGAUGCACCCAUCGUACGGCAAACCGGCGGCACACGUGGCCCACCAGCUUCCGCCGGCUUCGCUCAUCACGCUGCAACCGGUCACGAUGGACGGACACCACUCGACGCUGCACCACGGGCUAGGACCACAGCCGCCGCACACCGUCACAUCGCUUGCGCCGCCACCACAGAUGCAUCAGUCCGAAAUGUCCCACAUGUCCCAACAGCAGCAAGCGUCCAACUCACAGUGCCCCUCGGGCAUGUCCAGCAUGUCCGGAUCGUCGAUGAACGACGGCAGUGGUAUGUAUUUGGGGGGUCGAUUCUCGUCCCCCAAGGGUGUGUAAGUGCAAGCGAACUCCUUCUCGUUACAGCAUUCACUAAUCUAGCUUAGGUUCGUCGGAGGCAUCACUAAUCACACGGCUCGGCUUUGAGUUGGCCAGGUUGAGGAUUGAAGAACAACCUCAAACGAUUUGUUAGGAUGGAAUGAGUGCGCCCAUAAUGUAUAUAACUCAAACUCGAUAACCAUCGCUCAUUCAUUGUUCAUUCGCAAUUCUGUUGAAAGUUGUUCUCCACCUCAACUUGUGUAGCUCUGAACCGAUCAUGUUCCUGAUCCGGAUGGAGCUGUGGCAACUGGACGGCGCUAUAGGACUAACCUUCCGAGCAGCAUUUAUACCAAGAACUCUACAAGAGCUCUCCAGGAGCGUCCUGUAGCUUCCUUGCUUUAAAUCGCUGCUGCAUGUGCAUGACCCGUAACAAACCUUUGCAUACAGUCGACACUCACGAGACUAAACGACUAAACCGCGGACACUCUAACCCACUUACCAAGCUCAACCGAGGGAGGCAUCGUUAUCAACCCCCGCGGCACGACUAAUAACUCACGAGGGCUGCAGCCCGAAAAAAAGGCAGCGGGGUCAAUCGCGCGAAGAACCGUUGGCCCCGCGUUGCUCGGGGGGGUUAAUUUGCCGUGCUCAAAUGAGACGCGUAAUAGUUUCGCCUUAAUCGCCCUUUGGGAUGACCGAGAAGGAGCGCGCCAAAGCGGAUUCACGGAAACCGAUUUGACUUCUGCGAAGUGGGUUAAAAGUAGGCUAGGGCCGAACCAAAUUCGCAGCGCGCCCCGUGGCCAACAGAUUGAACGUUGCAAGCUGCAGUCCAAGAACCUUGAUCGUGGCGUUUGCAUGCCGCGGUGAAAGAGGCUGAAUCUAAUGUAUUCCGUGCAGCGAGCCCAAUUAUUACCAUAACGUUACACACAGCUGUAGACGCGGUUAACGAGCUUCCAAGCACCACACUUGGGAUCAUAUUUACCAAAGAUCACAAGACUUGGCACACUUGGCAUAAGCAGGCGUGACAUGACACCGCUGGCUGGGGCUUUGUUUACGCCCGGGGCUCUGCUGAGUCAGCUGUCACUUGCGGUGACCCCUUUGGAAUCGAUCGAUGAGUGUUUGGAAAACAAAGCGCGCACUCGUACACCCACACGCGCGUUCCCUGCCAACACGAUCGUCUUCAUUCCUGGAACCGGGAUUUGCGCGCGUUCUACGAGAGAAAGAGAGCUGGAAGACCCGCUAAUUAGUCAAUUUUUUCACCGUUAGUGCCGCGAGCGAAGGCCUGUCCAUAAUAAAAACGAUACACUUCAUCAUAUUGAAUUGUGUGUUGUGGUGCUCCACAGAGGGUUGGAGGAGGAGAAGACCCGCCGUAAGCCGUCCACCGCAGCACCGAUGAUGGUGAUAGAAACAGAUUAUACAGUCAGCAAGUUCUGCUAAACGAAACGAAAAUUAUUUAGCAGGAAGCGAAGAUGAAAAUAUAGACGGGUCGAGUCUUACGGAAGACGCUGGAGAGAGGAGUGAAUUAAAUAAACAAAUGGAAGGAAAACACUGGAGACUGUCGAGAGACUUCGUCUCGACUGUGUGUUGUGAUCGUAAAAAUUCCAGCUAACGGAAUCCUAUUACCAGUCUCUUUUUCUGCGGCCGUGGCCGGGCCCCGUAGCGAUUCUGAAAAGUUCUUCCUGAAGUUCCUUCGGUCGGCAGUAGCUGGACCCGGGGUGGCCUUUUGUUGUAUAUAGAUUGGAAUUUAAGACCGUGGCAGCGUUGAAAACUGCACAGUCUGCAAUUCUACAAAGCUUUGCCACGUAAUGAUUCAUCAUGCUGCAACCAAUUGAACACGGCGUUGUACUACGUGAUCUUGAUUUGCCGAACACGAAAUGAUCGGCCAAAGAGUGUGGUGGGUACAAAGUUGCACUGCCACCGUUGGUGGCAAGUGCAGCAAACACGUGGUAACGUGGCGCGAGAUGUAAUUGCAUCCUGCAACAGGCACCUAAUUAUCUUCAGCAACGAUGAGUUGCGUUUUGUAGUCGCGGUUUCGUUCACGACGAAGAAUGGGAUCCAUUCUGCUAGGGCGACUUUAACAGACUUUCCUUUUGGUCAAUCGCGCCGCGCCGUGGCCCAGAACCAGAACUAAUUUACAUAACCUCAACCACACGACGCGCGGCAAGUUCGGCAAACUUUCAAAGAGACCAUCACUGCCCGGAAACCGCACAUUUCUUCAUAAAUCAAUCCUAUUGGACAUUUCCCUGUAGACGGAUGAAUCAUUUGUUCGGAGAUGGGCUACGAACGCAUAACGGCACCAAUUUGUCACAGACAAACAGACGUGUCUGGGAAUCUGUGGUAAAGUUUUAGCACGUGCUCCUUCCUCCAAUUGGCUCCCGCAAGCUUAUUCUUCCUAAUUGUAUUUAAUUUCAAGGCAAAUUGGGCUGAAGAUCCACGGAAAAUUCACCAAAACGAAGCGCACUCCAAGUGUUCAAUUCGUUUCUAAUACCACGAUUAUCUGGCGUAAUUGCUUGUUAGCUUGUUUCUCGCAGCCAUGAAGAAGAAAUUGUUCGUUUAAUUCAAUAAUUGGAUUUGAUAUUUCAGUCUAGUGAAAAUCUUCACUACCAAACCUCUAGUCAAGGGUAUCAGUGCAAUGGUUUACAAAAACAAAAAAAAAUAAUAAAAAGAAACAUUCGGAGCCCCCUGUUGAACAGUCAAGUCCUAUUGUGUAUCGUUAGACUAAAUUAACAAUUAACAUUCGCUUAGAUUAGUAUCUGUGAACAAAACUCUAAAAAAUCAAAAACAGCACCAUGUAUGGAAAUGACAAGCAGAAACGGUGGAACUAGGCACAUCGUCCUAAAGGUGAAUUCACAGACAUACAGAUGGGCGCAUCGCUCGAACAUAUAGUAGUUUCAAGCAACUGUCAAACGCACGUAAAUGAGCCGUGGUGAAUACAAAUUUUCCGUGGUGAGUUUCCGACCAUUCAGUUUGGCCGUUAAAUUGCUGAAUGGAGGUUUUUAGGAGAAAUUUACGUCUGUUUGUGGGGCGAAUCAGAUUUAUUCGUGAACCAACUGAAUUUGAAAUGCAUUUUUUACCAUUUUCGGCAAAACCUAAAACUAGCUUCGACGAAGGUGCAACCAAUUUUGCCACUCGCACACUCUGUAGCGUGACAGGUCGUAACGCUCGAUGGCACAUGGUGAUUACGGUUAGCCUGAUCUGACUCGACGUUUUUGGCAAACCACGAUGAUAAUUUCCCCCCAGCCAAAAAAAAAAAACUACAUUGCCAAAAUGGUGCGCCCCUCGGCAGAUUAUAUCAUCUUACACCCAUUUCAUGUUGUUGUGGCUUUCGAGAGCUUCUGUGGGGCCAUUGUAGGGCCGUUUUCGAGAGAUUAAUUAGUACUGGCAAAGCCAACCUUGCAGUACCAGCUGCCGAAGCCCCAGAGACAGGAAGUUGGGCGGUUUUCUUCUUACCACUCUCGUGCGCAUCUCGUCGGUAGAACCCCCGAAGCCACUCUUCCGAAUUAUAACCACCACCGAAAUUGUGGCAUGCACUUUUUGGACGAUCGUAAAAUGUGCAGCUUGCAUCACGCUCGAUCUCUGCAACACACGGCAACAUGUGCAAGAUGUGUCUUGCGAGCCAUUUUGCGAGAGUAAUUUUCCAGUCAGCAGCGGUCCUUGAAAACGGAGGCCCCGAAAAUACCUGGCUUCUCGGUUUCGGGACUAAUUCUGGUUUUUGCGGUUCGGUUGCCGGGCCGGUCCUCCUUGGAAGAGCACCAUUUCAUCGAAAAGGUGCUGUCCGACGCAAAAAAAAAAGCUGCCUGCCUUUACGGUUUGCUGCGGCCAGGGGUUUCUUAACAGUUUUUUGCAUGAGAAGUUGCGCAUCUCUCGAAUUACCUGGAAAAAAGGAAAACGAAUUAACCUAACUGUUGUUUUGCCUUUCCACAUGGUGCUGUUUUAGCGUUUCGUUGAAGGAUAUUAUUGAACAUAGCCCGAACAAAAGUACUAAAACUUACUAAUUGAUUCUCAUUCCACAAUUAAAACCAUAUCAAAUUAACACAAAAUUAACCGCGAGUAACACCUUAACUGAAUAAUUGUGAUAAAUCAAAAGAGUGAUCUUUAAAAAAAGAGAGAGAUUAGGGCUCCGAAUGUA
Messenger RNA from Culex quinquefasciatus (southern house mosquito), 6170 nucleotides. RefSeq lists its product as uncharacterized. NCBI's taxonomy places the organism in Eukaryota, Metazoa, Arthropoda, Insecta, Diptera, Culicidae. The coding region runs from base 1571 to 2065 and encodes 164 amino acids. The record is from RefSeq and is a predicted model, not a curated record. The transcript is spliced from 3 exons.